CAGAAUCCAGGUGCUGUACACAUACAAAAUAUCCCCGUAGCUUUUGAAGAGCUUUUUUCAAAAGUCAAUAAAUCAAGCAAAAAAUAUAUUUUGAAAUCUGCAAACAGGCUAUACAGCGAAAAGAGCUUCCAUAUUGUUCAGCAAUAUUCUCAACUAAUUAAGAAACAUUUUCGUGCUGAAAUACAAUCUGUGGAUUUUGCUCAUCAUGCGGAAGAUGUCAGGAAGAAGAUUAAUACUUGGGUGGAGGAGCAGACAGAGAGAAAAAUAAAGGAUCUUUUGCCUCAAAGCUCAGUUGACUCACUAACAAAGUUAGUCCUGGUGAACGCACUCUAUUUUAAAGGAAACUGGAAUCAUAAAUUUCCUGAAGAAAACACAGAACAAAGACCAUUCAGGCUGAGCAAGACAACAACUAAAACAGUACCAAUGAUGUUUCAGAGAAACAGAUUUAAUAUGUUCCACAUUGAAGAGCUUGAGAUAAAGGUGCUUGAACUUCCUUAUGUUGAUAAUGAACUAAGCAUGAUAAUAUUGCUGCCAGAUGACAUUAAGGACAACACUACUGGACUGGAACAGCUCCAUAAAGAACUAAGCUAUACGAAGCUGAGACUGUGGACCAGCCCUGAUACGAUGACUUCAACUGAUGUGGAGCUAGAACUCCCAAGAAUUCGUCUUGAAGCCACCUAUGACCUGAAGUCAUACCUGAGCAAAAUGGGAAUGAGUGAUCUCUUUGAUCCAGAAAGAGCUAAUCUGACAGGAAUAUCAGAAAAAGGCGACAUCUGUGUGUCGGAAAUAUAUCAUAAAGUUUUUGUGCAUAUUAAUGAAGAGGGUACUGAAGCUGCAGCAGCUACUGGGGCCGUUGUAACUGUCAGAAUGCUCCCCAUAACGACUAAAUUUCAGGCAGAUCACCCCUUCAUGUUCUUGAUACGGCACAACAAGACAAAAUCUAUCUUGUUCUUAGGUGAAUGCCUCUCUCCAUAA
Messenger RNA from Staurois parvus, 975 nucleotides. NCBI's taxonomy places the organism in Eukaryota, Metazoa, Chordata, Amphibia, Anura, Ranidae. The record is from the annotation of a GenBank genome assembly.